Prunus armeniaca (apricot) is the source of this 336-nucleotide messenger RNA. Lineage: Eukaryota; Viridiplantae; Streptophyta; Magnoliopsida; Rosales; Rosaceae. The record is from the annotation of a GenBank genome assembly.
AUGAAACCCAACAGAGGUAAUAGAGAAGGAGGUAAAGGCAUAAGUAGAGGAAGAGGCAAUGUUGCUCAAGCCCCUGUUUACCCAAAUUCACAAGAAAGUGUGACAAGAGGUAAUGGACAAGGAGUCUUACCAUCUUCACAUAUUGGCUUAGGAAGAGGUUUACCAUCUUCAAAGCUAAGUGCAAUUAGAGGAAGAGGCUUGGGAAGAGGCAUAAGUGGAGGAAGAGACUUAGGAAGAGGCUUACCAUCUUCACGAUCAACUGUGGCAAGAGGAAGGGGACAAGGAGGACCAGUUUUGGACAACAUUUUCCAUGAUAAUAACAUGGCCUCAAUAUAG